Molecule: messenger RNA, 2055 nt
Organism: Cyprinodon tularosa
Lineage: Eukaryota; Metazoa; Chordata; Actinopteri; Cyprinodontiformes; Cyprinodontidae
Gene: anxa13
Product: annexin A13
Exons: 11
Coding region: 143-1093 (316 amino acids)
Cellular component (GO): cytoplasm
Molecular function (GO): calcium ion binding; calcium-dependent phospholipid binding
Source: RefSeq, a predicted model, not a curated record
AACAACUGUCCGCGGUGACGUCACGCUCCGGCUCCCUCUGCUUUAGGGCACUUUGGACUGAAGAGGUGGACGAGUUCUCCCGAAAAUCCCACGACGCGGACCGCUUCAUUCCCUUUACAGCAGCCGGAUAAAACGCAGGAAAAUGGGCAACUGUCAACCCACAGUUUUUCCCUAUGAGGAUUUCGACGUGGUGGCAGACAUCAAGGCCAUCCGGAAAGCCUGCAAAGGGUUGGGAACCGAUGAGCAGGCCAUCAUCGACAUCCUGGCAAACCGCAGCUCAGCCCAGCGUCAGGAAAUCAAAGCGGCCUAUUUUGAAAAAUAUGACGACGAACUGGUCGAUGUGUUGAAGAAAGAACUCUCGGGGAACUUUGAGAAUGCCAUCCUUGCCAUGCUGGACCCACCCAUCGUCUACGCCGUGAAGGAGCUCAGGAAGGCCAUGAAAGGACCAGGAACUGAUGAGGACAUCCUGGUGGAAAUCCUCUGCACCGCCACCAACGCUGACGUCGCCAUGUUUAAGGAAUGCUACUUUCAGGUGCAUGAGCGCGAUCUGGAGGCAGACAUAGAGAGCGACACCAGCGGGGACGUUAGAAACCUUCUCAUGGCUCUGCUGCAGGGAAACAGAGACGAAAGUUACGAGGUGGACGAGGAGCUGGCGGAACAAGAUGCCACCGCCCUGUUCGAGGCCGGUGAAGGGUGCUUUGGAACGGAUGAAUCCACCUUCAGCUACGUCCUGGCCACCAGGAACUAUCUGCAGCUUCAGGCCACCUUCAAGAUAUACGAGCAGCUCUCCGGAACUGAAAUUCUGGAUGCUAUUGAAAGCGAGACGUCUGGAACACUGAAAAAAUGUUAUAUUGCUCUUGUCAGAGUGGCUAAAAACCCACAGCUCUACUUCGCCAGACGUCUGCACAAAGCCAUGAAAGGAGCAGGAACAGAUGAAGACACGCUGAUUCGGAUCAUUGUGUGCCGCUCUGAGUAUGAUUUGGAGACCAUCAAAGACAUGUACCUGGAGAAGUACGACGUGUCUCUGAAGGACGCCAUUCGGGACGAGUGCAGUGGGGACUUCAAGCGCCUCCUGCUGGCCAUUUGCCACUAGAGGCUGGAAAUGUUUUCCACCUACCAGACUAAGUUUCCCCAGUCUGUUUAAGGCAUUACAGGAGGAGCAGGAGGGUGCAGAGGUGAUGGAGAUCUUAUCAAUCCCUGCUAAAUCCAUAGUCCAUGUUUCUGUUCAUAUGUCCCAUCAGUAUGUAGCACUCAAUCUGAUAAGAACCAUUUCUUAGUCCAGAGUUUUAGUCCUAUGUCCUAACCUUUGUAACAAAUCUAAGAUUUCUGUGUGUUUGACAUAGAUUUAAAAAAAACACUAACAAAACAGAAGGGUUUAUGCCUUGAUCAUUUUGUAGCCUCAUUGUGACCCCUUCUAAAACAUAAUUACAUCUAGAAACAACUCUGCUAAAUCUCCCCCCUGCUUUUUCACCCUCCUCCCCUGAAAGAGCUGUUAUGCUCCUCUGCUGCUACAACUUAUGCAAUCAGUCUAUGAGGAACAAAGUUAGUGGUUUUAGGUGAAGGAUUGUGAAGGUUUGGUUGGAUAAUGAAGGAGUUUAAUGGAAGAAGUCACUGAAAUGCUUCCCCAGAUUUUGUGUUUUUUAAUGGUUGCUUGCUGAAAGAAAUGACCAUAAUUUCCUCAACGCUUCAUUUUUAUUUUCCACGCUGAACUACGGUGCCCUGACAAAUCUGAGUAUGCCUCACUGAAUUACACCUGAUUAUAUCAUUGUUUUAGAUUGUAUUACUAACAGAGAAAAGUAUUAAUAUAUAUAGAUAUAAUGGCAGAGGUGAUUGUUUUAGGCAGUCCAGAGGUUAUAUAUAGAGGUUAUGUACUAUGUUUAGAUAAUCUGAACUUUUAACACCAGACGUUUUUUUUUUAUUGGUGUCUGUUUAUGGCAGCUUAAAAUUGUUAAACCAGUUUUUAACAUUAAUACACACUAAACAUGUGAGAUAUUGAUUACAUAAACAAUCUGUAGCCAAAGAAUUUUAAUCUAAUAAAGCUUACUGUAGAGUCGU